Messenger RNA from Anopheles maculipalpis, 17811 nucleotides. RefSeq names its product midasin. Gene Ontology annotation, cellular component: nucleus; preribosome, large subunit precursor. Gene Ontology annotation, molecular function: ATP binding; ATP hydrolysis activity. The transcript is spliced from 7 exons. The coding region runs from base 130 to 17811 and encodes 5893 amino acids. Gene Ontology annotation, biological process: rRNA processing; ribosomal large subunit assembly. NCBI's taxonomy places the organism in Eukaryota, Metazoa, Arthropoda, Insecta, Diptera, Culicidae. The record is from RefSeq and is a predicted model, not a curated record.
AGCACAUGUUUCGUUCGCUGCGACGAGUUCAAGUGGUUAGGCGUGUUGGUCGUGCAAAAUUGACCGUUUUUUCCGUUUUCACAGUAUUUUCCGGGUUCUUUUUUGGUUCUGUUUCGUUCAUUGAGCACGAUGGAGAUCGAUUGUGAUAAAGUUUUGCAGAGUGUGCGGCAUUUGCAUGAGAAAAUGCAGUGCAAAGAGUUGAGCCCAUUUUCUAGGUUAAGGAAGUUAAACUCGUUACAAAUGGACGAUAUUUGUAAUUUGCUGGGUGAAUUGCUAGAAAAUCCACGUUAUACAGAAGAAAUUGGACGCCGGUUCCAGAGUAUGCUACUGCUGAUUGUGACGCAUGUGUUCGAACGGGAACACGUCGCAAAUAGAGCAGGAAAGGAUGCUCCCAAGGCUGUAGUAGAUUUGGAACCCUAUCGCAGGAAAUGUGUUGCGUUAUCGAAACUGAUAUUACUGUGCCCUGAUGUGUUGAGGUAUUCGAUGCAAUUUUUCCGCAAAAACCCAUCACCCUUUGCUCGCACCAUGGAUGAUGGUGAUUACAAACCGAAGGAGAAACAACGCAAACAUCAUCAGCAAAUGACACAAUCGCUGGACGGUUUCAGUUUGGAGAUGAUAAAGGCAUGCUACCGAUAUCUGGUUGCGGAUCCGGUGUACUACCGUUCGGCAUGGAACUGGUCGGAAUUUUUUGAACAGUUCGAUAGCAACGGCUGUCCACACAGGCGUUACUAUCUGAAUCGAAUAAUGGCGAUUGUCGCGGGCAUGCUACAAACCGACCUGAACACGCUGGACGAAGGAAUACCGGUGGAGGUAAUAUUGGAGGAGGGUAGUCACAUGAGUGCUCACAUCGUUUGCCCAGCGGAGGAAAAUGAGUUGAAAGAUAUUCCCUGCGUGGGUAAAAUCGUUUGGCAUUACAAGAGCGAGGUCGUGACAAACAUUGGCGACGUUCUAUUACCCAUUUUCGAUAAAGACAACGUUAAAUUCUAUCAACGAAUGGCGGAAAAGUUGAAUGAACAGCAACCGGGACCUGCACAGUCGUCCGAGUCUGAUUUGGUGGUGAGCGUAAAUUCUACAAAGCUUAAUUUACGCAAUCUUGCCCUUGGUGUGUCGUCGGGUAAAGCGAUCUGUCUCUCGGGGCCUGUCGGAAGUGGUAAAACGUCGCUGGUAGAAUACUUAGCCAAAACUACCGGUAGAAUUGCUCCCAAACAAAAUGAGCGUGAUCAUCGCCCGGUGCUUAAAGAGGAAACUACCAAGAAACGGAAGCUUAACAAUGCGGCAAAGAUGGCUGGAAUGGACGAAAUCGAAACAUUCGAUUAUGAUGUUGAAGCACUCAAGAAGGUCGCACCGAAGAGUGGAUUUUUGCGUGUACAACUUGGCGAUCAGACCGAUAGUAAGACGCUUCUUGGUCAGUACCGUUGUACGGACACGCCGGGAGAAUUUGUGUGGCAACCGGGUGUACUUACGCAGGCCGUGAUGUACGGAUAUUGGCUGCUGUUGGAGGAUUUGGAUUCAGCCACUCAGGACGUCUGUACCGUAUUGACGAAUCUGCUCGAAAACGGAUAUCUAAGCGUACCAGGGUUCCGUGAUUGUGUUCGUGUAAUGCCGGGGUUUCAACUGUUUGUAACAUUGCGCUCUGGUGCCAAGUCAGGCGUAUCGCAGGCUCAAUGUAGCACAUACAGUUUGCUGGAGAAGUAUCUCUAUACCGUCACUAUUGUGCCCUUGUCUAGGAAGGAACUGUGCGAUAUAAUCUGCAUUCGCUACCCGAAGCUACGCACCGUGGCAACUAGAAUUGUGGACAUUUAUCUGACAUUCUCUAGCGGAUGCCAUUCAGAGGAGGAUGAUCAAAAUUUCACUGCCGAUCAAUUGGCUCUCCUGGAACAGCCACAUUUGCAAGCGAUCAACGAAGAACUGUUAGCAACCGGUGGGGACGAACAGCUACCCCGUUUUCAAUCGGAAAACAAUGAAAAGAUAACUGCAAUGCCAUUUGGCGCUGGAUCUAACAGGCGUCUCGUAUCGACCCGGGAUCUGAUAAAGCUGUGUCGUCGAUCGGAUCCAUCGUUUUCUAUAACCAGCACCGAAUGUGCGUACUUUGUGUUUCAAAACGCGGUCGAUCUGUUCUGCUCCCAUAUACCGCAUGGUCCAGCGCGAACGAAGCUUGUGACGGGAAUAGGGGGGAAAAUCGGCAUCCUUCCUAGUCGCUGUGAGCAUCUAUGUGGCGACUAUAAACCAGUCGUGGAAGUGGGUGUGAGUAGCGAAAUUCGCGUAGGAAGAGUUGUCCUCAAACGUUCGCUACUAGCGGAAGCUAACGAUGAAAAUAAUGCAAACUGCGACGCUACAGAGCACGGUUUCUUAAACAAGCGUCAAAAGCUUGAUCGUAAUGCAUCAUCGCGGGUGAAAACGAUGCAACACCGAGCGGGAUAUGAUGAACCUUCGCCAACGUUUUCCUUCACACGACCGGCGGCGUGCCUGUUGGAACGAAUUGCUGUGGCCGUCUCGCAGAACGAGCCAGUGCUGUUAGUGGGCGAAACCGGUGUAGGGAAAACGAGUUCGGUACAGUAUCUUGCCUAUCAAACUCACCACAAGCUGGUAGUGGUCAACAUGAACAAUCAAUCGGAUGUUUCGGAUCUGGUCGGUGGAUAUAAGCCGGUUGAUUUGGGCUUUGUUGUUACACCGUUACGUUACGAGUUUGAAAGUCUCUUCCGCCGAUCGUUCAAUGCGCAGAAGAAUGAAAAAUUUCUUGCUAACGUUGCCCAGUGCUAUGGUAGUGGCGAUUAUGAUGUGCUGGUGAAGUUGAUGCUAAAAAUAUCGGAAAAGGCAUCGCUGAAGAAGAACGUGGAAAACGGUAAACCGAACAAGGAUAGUGAGGAUGAAAAGAGUGAUGCAAAUGUGCGUGAAAAAUGGAACACAUUGCAAGGGAAGCUAAGGAAAUUGGAUGCUCAGCUGAAAAACUCGAUCAACGUAUCGUUCGCAUUCAUCCCCGGUUCCCUGGUGAACUGUAUUCGCAACGGUGACUGGGUACUGCUCGACGAGAUAAACCUUGCGUCAACGGAAACUCUCGAAUGUCUCUCAACCAUACUCGAACCGGAUGGAUCGAUCGUACUGCUCGAGCGUGGCGAUUACACACCGGUAAAACGUCAUCCCAACUUCCGUAUUUUCGCCUGCAUGAAUCCCAGCACGGAUGUAGGGAAGAAGGAUCUUCCGGUUGGCAUUCGAAACCGAUUCACUGAGUACUUUGUGGAUGAACUGUUGGCGGAGAAUGAUUUGCUUAUUCUGGUGAAUGAUUACCUUGCAUCGACGGGCAUUCAAAAGGGACGCAUUAUGAACACGGUGAAGCUUUACCGACGGUUGCGUUCGAUGGCUCAGCUGGAAUUGAACGAUGGUCUCGGUAAUCGGCCGGUGUUCUCGCUACGUACCCUGUGCCGUGCGCUAUCGAUCUGUGGCAAGAAUUUGUGCGGUUCCAUCGAGCGCAAUCUGUACGAAGCGUUCUGUAUAAGCUUCCUCACGCAGCUUGAUCUUAAAUCACAUGCCACGGUGCUGCUGUUUAUACGGCAAACGCUUCUACAAAAAGAUAGUAGUGGAGUUGUAGUAAAAGCGCUCGCACCCAUACCACGCCCGAAGGUGAAUUCGGAGAAACAGCUAGAUUUUGAAGGCUAUUGGAUUGAGCAAGGACCACGCGAGGUGCAAGAAUGCGCCAGCUACAUCCUCACGGACAGUGUGCGCAAUAAUUUGCGCGAUUUGGCACGAAUCAUAUCGAUCGGAAGAUUGCCGGUGCUGCUGCAAGGACCAACCUCUGCCGGUAAAACAAGUCUGAUCGAGUAUAUAGCGAAGCGAAGCGGCAACGUUUGUCUGAGAAUUAACAAUCACGAACAUACGGAUCUGCAGGAGUACAUCGGUACGUAUGUGGCCGAUGUGACGGGCAAGCUAACGUUUAAGGAGGGCGUACUGGUCGAGGCAAUGCGCAACGGGUAUUGGAUUAUUUUGGACGAGCUGAAUCUAGCCCCGAGCGACAUUCUUGAGGCGCUGAACCGUGUGCUGGACGAUAAUCGGGAACUGUUCAUUCCGGAGACACAAGUCGUGUUGAAGGCACAUCCAAACUUUAUGCUAUUUGCUACGCAGAAUCCUCCAGGAUUGUACGGUGGGCGGAAGAUGCUUUCACGUGCGUUUAAGAAUCGCUUCAUUGAGUUGCACUUUUCGGACAUUCCCAAACCAGAGCUGGAAGUCAUCUUGGAACGGCGCUGUCAUAUUCCGCGAUCGUACGCUGUGAAGAUGGUAAAGGUAAUGUCGGAUCUGCAGCUGAACCGACGGAGCACUACGGCUAAGCAAAACUUUACGUUGCGUGAUCUGUUCCGCUGGGGAAAUCGGUAUACGUAUGCCGAUCCGAAGCUGCUCGAGGAUCGUAGCUACGACUGGAAUCAACAUCUGAUCGACGAGGGAUAUCUCGUGCUGUCAUCUAAGGUGCGCAGUUCUUUCGAAACGGAAAUCAUUAGAGAGGCACUCUUUGCACACUUCCGAAAGCGGGUAGAGGAAGAGUGUCUUUUUAGCUUGUCGGAGCGUACGUCGAAAGUCACGCGAUCGAUUCUGGAACGUGUCAUGGCUGUCCAUGGAGUGACGGAAGCAGCAGGCGACAAGGAAAAGCGUCGUGGAGCUGAAGGAAUCGUAUGGACGUUUGAUAUGCGACGGAUGGCCGUAUUGACAGCGAAAGCUUUACAGUUUAACGAACCGGUACUGCUGGUCGGACCAACUGGAUGUGGAAAAACUACCGUAUGUCAACUGUUGGCCACACUGGAGAAGAAAUCGCUUCGUAUAUUGAACUGUCACAUGCACACAGAAGGAGCCGAUUUCCUUGGAGGACUUCGUCCAUACCGAUCAGACCAAAACGAUUCAAUGGAGGAUGAUACGCCAAAGAAACAUCAGCUAUUCGAAUGGUCCGAUGGUCCGCUAGUUCUUGCGAUGCAACAAGGAGGCUUUUUCCUUGCAGAUGAAAUUUCUCUUGCCGAAGAUUCUGUACUUGAGCGGUUAAAUUGCUUACUGGAACCGGAGCGGACUCUUCUACUCGCGGAGAAAGGUGGUGUAUCGACGGGUGCCAUUGCCGACGAGGUGCCCACCGACAAUGAUGGCUUUGUUAUAACAGCCCGUGAUGGUUUCCAAUUUUUGGCCACAAUGAAUCCGGGAGGUGAUUUCGGAAAGAAGGAAUUGUCUCCUGCAUUGCGGAAUCGUUUGACGGAGAUAUGGUGCCGGGCAACGGAUUCGGAGGACGAUUUAACACAUAUCGCCGAGAAUACGUUGCGUAGGCAGGUGCUGUUGGAAGGAGGAGAUUCUUUUCCAGUGCAGAACGAUUCAAUGACCUCGGUAGCACGUGUGAUUGUGAAAGAGGUGCAAGUGUUGAAACAAUCGAUCGAAAAGCUCAAUUUCAGUAUACGAGAUAUACUGGCAUGGGUUGGAUUUGUGGCAAAAAAUGCGUCGCGCGUAGGACUGCCGGAAGCACUGAUUUAUGGCCUAGAAACGGUGUUUCUCGAUUCGCUCGAAAUGUUGCCGUAUGAAACGUAUGAAGAAAUCGUCUCUAUACGACGUAAGAUGCGCCGGUCGUUGAUGAAACUGAUGAAACAAUUGCUCCAAUGGGAUGGAAAGAUCAGUAUGAUCGAUUACGAUCAACAGGCGACCGGAACUGGCGGACUUUCGGUGAUCACAUCCACCGAAAACCGUUUCGGUAUUCAUCCUUUCUACAUCGAACUGGACGCGACCGUGCAUCGAGCUUGUCGAAAAGGGACAGACUUUAUGUUCAGUGCACCAACCACACAAAGGAAUCUGUUCCGAUUGCUGUCGGCAUUGAGCCUCGACAAAGCCAUUCUGCUGGAAGGUCCUCCUGGAGUGGGAAAAACUUCCCUGGUUGAAAGUCUUGCACGAGAAAUCGGCUACGACGUGGUGCGUAUCAAUCUUUGUGAGCAUACCGAUUUGGCUGAUCUUUUCGGUACGGAUCUACCAGCGGACGAUCGAUCACUUGAGGUAAACAGUAAUGAAAAUGCGGAAAAGCACGCAUCAUCCGGUUCUCGACCAACGCUAGGAUCGUUUGUGUGGCGUGAUGGUCCACUGCUCGCUGCACUGAAGGCACGUCGCAACACGUGGAUUCUUCUGGACGAGCUGAACUUGGCUCCGCAAAGUGUGCUGGAGGGUUUAAACGCGAUUCUGGACCAUCGUGGUGAGGUGUACAUUGCGGAGCUCAACAAAACGUUCCAUCUGGGCAAGCGGACAAGGAUAUUUGCUGCACAGAACCCACUUCGACAGGGUGGAGGUCGUAAGGGUUUACCGCAGUCAUUCUUGAACCGGUUUACAAAGGUAUAUCUGAGAAAGCUCGAACGACGAGAUUUACUACACGUUGUCGGAAGCAAAUAUGAUCAAAAGUUCGACACCCUUGGAGAGCAGCUACUGGAAGCGGAAGGGUUACGAUUGUCUCGAUCUUCGGUAGUAAGUUAUUUCGACCAUUGCAACACGGAGUAUGAAGAAGGAUUGAAUUUCGAUCUAGCUGAAAGAAUGGUCGUGUUCUCGGAACGGCUCGAGACCGGACUGGCAAAUCUGGAGUUCGGCUACAAAGGUGGUCCGUUCGAGGCGAAUCUUCGCGAUAUCCUUCGUUGGUGUGAGCUGUUCUUCAGCAAAAGUUGUGGUUUUAUAGUCCCAACAGUUGAUGCUGCAUCAGCGAGCUUAAAACACCAACUUUUGGUGGUACUUUUUGAGAAGAUGAAACUAGUUUACUACCAACGUAUGCGUGCAGAUAUAGACAAACGUUACAUAGUGACGGCUUUUACAGAAGUUUUCCACUGCGAUGGAGAUGAGCUGGAGCGUAUAUCGCAGGAUAUUGGUUUGUACUGGACGGACGACAAGUUGUACCUGGGAGAUAUUGUCCUUCGGAAGGGAUACACGAUGGAAGAUGGUGAAGAACUUCCGCUGGUUGCAGUCAAACAACAAUCGUUGGCCGGUGCUGUCGGAGCGAAUUCGACGCUAGUUCUUGCUAGUCAGCUAGAGCUGUUGAAAAGUGUGACGGAGUGUGUGCAGCUCGAGAAACCGAUCAUCCUGUGCGGUCCGAGUGAUUGUGGCAAAACGAAAGUAAUCGCAUUACAUUCAACGCUGGCCGAUGCUUUCUACCAGGUGGACACAAUAGACGACUCGGUGACGGGUAGCUUCCAGCAGUUUGAUUUCAAUCGUCACCUGGAGGAGAUGGCAGCACUGGUGGAAACCACGCUGCGGAAGAAGGUGAAGGAGCUGCUGUUACGCGACGGUUCUGCGGCAGGUUCAAAGGGAGGAGCAGUUUUGUCCUUACUGGAAUGUUGGGAGAAGUACGAGAAUCUAAGUCAAGGUGUUGCUGCCUUCAAUGCGAACAUUACAAGCCCACUGCAGACUGGUGAGAUGGCACUGUUCCGGAAGCGUCUCAGUGCGCUACAGAAAGUGAUCUCCGUGCUGCUCGUACUGUACAGUGCAUCGAUCACAGCAAUCAACCGACUGAAAGGGAUGUCCAAAGUGCUAGAAAAGUUGGACCAUCUGUCCCGACAAGUGCAAACACUCAAUACCGGUGGUCAUUUCGAGUGGGUUGACUCAAAGGUGGUGAAAUGUCUUCGCACUGGACAGCACAUAUGUUUGGAGCACGUAAACCUUUGCUCGUCCGCCGUUCUUGACCGACUGAACCCGGUAUUUGAACCGAAUGGUACUCUCAUGAUAUCGGAAAAAGGCACCGUCAGGACGGAAGAUUCUGUUGACGUGGACGAAACAAUGACCGAAGUUGUUCAAAGACAUCAUAACUUCCAAGCCUUCCUUACCCUGGAUCCGAAGAAUGGCGAAAUCUCGCGUGCGAUGAGAAAUCGAUGCAUCGAGCUGGCUUUCGCAAAUCGAGACGCGUACGAGGAGGAUGAUUUGCGGCGCCUUGUGUUUGCGAAUGGAAUCGCUGAGCCGUAUCUCAUCGAGGCAUGCCUUUCGAUCCACAAGGAGCUGAGGAAUGGAUCCGGACAGUCGGAGCAGUUUAGUCCGUUCGGGGUGGCGCACCUGGUACGGUUUGCUCAACUAAUCGCACAGAAUCUACAAAAGCAGGGCAUGAAUCGUAGUAUCGAUUGUUUAAAACUGAGCGCGAUGGAUGUCUACGUUCGGCCGUCUAAUGUGGAUCUGCUGGGCUAUGGAUUGGAUUACUAUCGAAACGCAUUGAAAGAGACGAUCGAGAAGGUUAUCGAAACGAUCACGGUGCGAAAAAGUGUGGUUCGCUUUGAAAAUGUUACGCUUCAUGCAAGUGGUCUCACAAAACUGGCCCGCGUUAAGCUGCAAGCGGAACCAUUCAUUGCGCUGCUUCGUGGGUUCUUGGAGGGUUUCGAUGCUGUACGAGUGCUGGCUGAUGUAUCGAGUAGAUUUGAACCGUUUGCCGAGAAGGUGAACAACGAUUCCUUGAAAUAUCUGCUCUACUUCUUGUACGAAAUCAGCUCGCGAGCUGAUAUCGAAAUGCGGACAUCGUACCUACGAAGAGCUAUCGGUGAAGCUGUAAGCGUUGAAGGGAAGGAAUCAGUUAAAGACCAAAACGCACUGCACCCAGCUGCAAACGGAACUGGUAUUCAAGUAGAUAUUACUGUAAUGGAAGAGCAAAUCGACGAAGGAAAGCGCAAACGAGAUUGGGAUGCAGCUCCAGCUGGUGUGAAGUUCACGAUGCAGCCAGUCAGUUGGACAAGACAACAAAAGUUUAAAAUAGAAUCUGAAGAAAUCGCAGUCCAAAAAGUACACCUGGACAUGGAUUUGAUUGUAGAACUGAAUGAAAUUCUGUGUGCGAUUGUGCAACAAAUAGCACAAUCGGAAGCUACAGGAGAUCUACCCUGGAAUCGAACUCUUUUCCCAAGGAUCCGCGAUUACCAGACAAUUAGCAAUACACUCGAUCCCCGCAAAUUGAGCAGCGAGCUUUUGCUGAACACAAUUCUCUCACCAAUCAGAAUAGAUUCGGUAAAAAAGCUGAGCCAGAUCGAUUUGCUAUCCUACUCGAAAGCGGUAAACGAUAAGCUGAUUAACGACGGAAUCGCUAACGGAUUGCUGCUGAUGCUGUAUGAAUUCCUCGUCAACUACCGUACGAUGGCUGUGCAAACGUUAAACAAACUAUCGAUGAGUGAUGAAUUGUACGUGCGUUUGAUCCUCUCCAAUCAGUGGAUUAAUCGACUUAUUGAUCUUUCCCAUCGGAAAAUGUACGAGAACAAGGAGCUGAAGGUUGGAUUGCUGGAUAAUCUAACGCUUCACUUCCAGUGGGUCGAAAAACACUGCCUAAGACUGCUGGAGCAAGAAUCGAACAGCAAUGGCAACGGUGUCCGUGAAGCUCUUCGUCAAUCUAUUACGGAGCUAACACAUCCCUUACUUGCGAUCCGGAAAGCUUACGGAAAACGCUUUCUCGAAUACUUACCACUGUAUACAGCCGAACAGGUUCACAAAAUUGUAAAGUUUACCAAACUUGCCGAUGGAAUGAGAUUGGUACCGAAACUAAGCAAACGACAUACGUACGAGGAGUUUAUGCGGCGUGUAGCACUGAUGAAUAAUGUAAAAACAAUCGAUUUUAAGCGAUCGUUACUAGCGUUGAUGUUUGAGCGUAAUGAUCACGCAUGGAUGAUUGAAAAGGAGGAAGACGAAUCGAAUGCCGAUGAGUUUGGUAUGAUCGAACCAUCUAGAAAGGAUUCAAUUAAACGAUACUAUAAAUUGAUCAUGUCGAAAAGCGGUGCACUAGGCGAAGAAAUGAAGGAAGAAAGCUGGAAGCAUGUUAUCGAUGCGAUAUCUUCGUACGAAAAGGACACCAAAUCACUAGCACUACAGGAACGCCUUCCCACUGUCACCCAGUACGAGCUGGAACGGUUACCCAUCCUCGAGUAUUUCGUGUACAAAGUGCUACUAGCUUCACGGGUCCGUAAUCAACAGCAUAACAUUCGGAUGGAUUUUGUGCUUAACAUACGUUCGUUGGGAAUCGAUGUACUAGCCGCGAUUAGGGCUCAAACCGAGCCAGAGCAUCGUGCAGCUCUUGGUGCAUUCAGUUCGUUGCUAGCGUUAAUGGAAGAAUUGCCAUUUGAGCAGCUGUUGGCGAGUGUUCCACCGCAACUAUAUCGUACUUUAACCACUUACUGGCACGAAUUUUGUAGCGCGCUAGAGCGCUUUGAACUAAGCUCACUGGCUAUCCAGCGGAAUGUUUGUCACAAUGUUGAAAGUGCGGAUGCUUACGAGACGUAUCACAACAAUCAUGAGCCAGAUGCGGACGAUAAGGUUACGGGCAGCUUCCGUGGUGCUCUGCUCACGACGAGUUGCUUGUCGAUCCUUCUGGGAAAGGGUUCAGUUGGAUUCCGAGUGACAGGGCUAGGUGAGCUUCCUGAUUGGCGUCAUACAUUGGGGACAAUCGCUACAAUUCUAUGGGGCAACACUCGCGUUCUGGCAAGAGAUUAUCGUGCUGAAAGUAGUCAUCUCCAGGUAGCUACUAUUGCGGCUGGAAAGUUAUUAAAGGAGCUUGAUUAUAUCGUACAGGACAGCAAUGAAACGCAUCCGUUUGUGAAUGAUUUCUUCGACAUCGUGAAACUAUUACGCCAGUAUCAAGAGCAAGCAAAAGAACAUCAGCAAGGCGUGGGUGAAGAUCGCGAUCGCGAAUGGCAGAUAGCUGCUUUACUGCGAACGCUUACCGGAGUACUGCAGAUGAAUUUGUACGUAUUCCUGCCGCUGCUUGACCCAGUUGAAAAGAAUCGUCUAAAGAAAUGCUACCUCCAGGAAGACAUUGAACUGCUAGAAAUGCUCGUCCGUACGUAUGAUUGUAUGUCCGUAACGAUGAAUUAUCGUCAACUUGGAGAACACAAUCGUCGCUUAUUCCUCGGCGAGAUUGAACGAUUGAAGACCAAGGAACAACAGUUGAAGCGUAAAGUGGCGCUUCGUCCAGAGGACACUGCGCUGUACGCUGAACUGGUGCGUGAUGUGUAUAACUUCCUGCUCUCCUGCUGUCAUCCUGCUACAAUGGGAAGCCUCCUGAAAUCGAUUGUUCAGUGUCUGGAGUAUGUCGUAGAUAUGCAAAAUGUGGCCAACAAUCGUAACCAUACACAGUCAUUUCUGCUGAAGUUAUCCGAGCUAGUAACGCAGAUUGAUGUGUGGAACGAUAUUGCGAUACAGUUCGAACAUCACACGCUAAAGCGUUACGAUCCUUACUAUCGAGACUUCAUGGCACCAUUGUGUAACUCAAUUGAUACACUUCGGUACGGUUUGAACGGACUACGACACAGCCUCUGUGCCAAACGGGUCACAAUCGAACAGAAAGCAAAUGGAGCAUUUUACGAUCUAAACGAGGAUCGCUCACUCAGAAAGAUGCUGGUCAAGUUCGUACAAUUCCCAUGCGCCAAGCCACUCGAACUGUUCGACGAUCGGCAUAAGGUGAACAUUUACUCGGUGAUGGAAAAACUUUCGCAACCGGAGCAGUCUUACUUCCGGCUGUUGAAGGCUCGCCUGCAGGAAGUAUCGAACAAGAUAAUGGUCGAGCGGAUCGUGGGCAAGCGAUCGUUUGCCGAGCUGGAUCGCAUUGUGAAUGUUUGCAAUCAGGUUUGGCAGAAGCAGGAACAUCUGCGAAGAAAGCGGCAAGCUGAGGAGGACAGUCUGUAUCUGACUAAAUCGCACUGUGAGGAAGAAAGCGAGGAUGUCAUAGCGCAGCGUGAGAUUAGUGAAAUGUUCCCCAAUUAUGUUGAUGAGGACUUUGCGGAGUUUAUCCAAAAUGAUACACUGGAGCAGAUCAUCAAAGCACCGGAAAGGAAGGAAAAACCGACCGAUACGAUAGGGGACGACGAUUAUGCACUAAUUUGUGAGAGUUUCAUUAUGCUGAUGGCAAAGUACACGCGAUCGUACUACUAUCAUCCGGAUGUGAUCGCUUCGCGGGGUGGAGAAAAUGUUUCAAUGAAUUUUGUUAAACCUUUCGAGACGAAGUUGGAAAUUUUCAAUCAAAUCGUCCAGAGGUAUGAACCCUCGAUCGGUAGCGAAUUCGAUGAAGUGGCGUACGGUGCGUUGAGUUUGGCGGUUGGACUGUUGCAGGAGCGAUACGACGAUCAGAUGGAAGUGGGUCAUAUCGAGCGGAAAACGAAGGGAGGAUCCUAUCUGUCAACGAACUACAAUUUCUACACCGAUGCUAAUAUCCCGGAGGUGUUGCAGUGUGUGAAAGUGUUGAAGAUCGUCGAAAAACGUGUGCAGGAACUGUUGCUCGAGUGGCCCGAUCAUGCUGUGCUUGGAGAUAUCCUGCUAAUCAUGCAGCGAAUCCUAAGUCUACCAUCGACGGCACCGAUUGUGCGUUUUAGUACGGGAUUACAAUUGUUACGCCAGAAACUGGACGAAUGGAAUGCUGUCGCUCACCGAGCAAACAAUAUGCGAGAUCUUGAGAGAGAAGUGGUGGAAUACAUUCAUCGUUGGAUGCGGAUGGAGUUGCAGUAUUGGCGCGAAUGUUUGUCUCGCACGUUGGAACAAGUACGAUCCAAGGCAUAUCGAUACUGGUUCUUUAUGUACAAUCUACUACACGAGUACCUGCAAGUUGGAGCGACGCGCAAGGGAAAACUUAACCAUCUGCUUGACUACAAUAAGGUGGAAAAGUGUUACGGCGAGCAGGAACUACUGGAUGAGGAGGAAGAGUUGGAGGAUGUGGAGAUGGCCUCUGCUGGUGUAACGAUAGCGGACGUUAUCAAGGUGUUGAAGCAGUUCAUGGAAUCAUCAAACUAUGCCGAGUAUGGAUUGAGGUUGCGUGUGAUGAAAUCCUUCGAGCAGUAUCUUCACUAUCUUGAUGAGGAACGAUUUGGUUGCGAUAAAGCUAAGCGCGAUACGUUAAUAGCUGCCCUCUACAAUAUUCAUAUGUACUUUGAUCAAUUCUCGGAAGAGAUCGAAGAACACAUACGCACCAAACGUGUCCCGAUCGAGAAGAAGUUGAGGGAUUUCGUUAAGAUAGAAUCCUUCAAUAAGGACUUGUCGUACUUCAGCAUGCGGAACAAUAUUGCACGCGUUCACCGACAGUUGCACAAAUUCCUGAAAGAGUUCGAGACAGAAAUUUCAACCCGAGUUGCCACCGUCUUCUCGCCUAAGGAUCCAGCCAAGGAAAUCAACGAUGCCGACGAACAGAAAGUGAAAGUGCUGCGAUCCGAAGCAAAGGUUACAUAUUACAUGGUGGAUGUGAAGAGUUUUAUGGCUCCGAGGAAGUUAAUGGAACGGUUUUCGGUUGAUAAAGCAGAUGCAGAAACCACAAUGAACACUAGUGGUGGCAGUAAUCAGCAGGGAGGUGUGCAACUGUUCCAGAAAAUCGAUCGAUUCUUCUCGACGGCUCGUAACGUGUGUCGGGAAGCGAUCCUUCACGCACCGUUCCCGGGACUGGUGUACAGCUUGGACACCUUUAUGCACGAGCAGAUUGAAACGAUCGAAUAUCUGCGUGGCUUGGAGGUAGAUCGUACUCAGCCGCGUCCAAAGCAAAAGUCUCAAGCAAAACAAAUACUGAACCAAAAGCGAAAGGCACUGUCGGACUUUUACAAAACGCUUACCGUGCUGGGACUUAGCUACCGGACUGGGCUGGUUGAGUCCGCGAUUGGCGGUGCUGAUCCGGUUGAUCCAACGAUAAAACCAUUCAGUUUAGAGCUGUUAACACAUGCUUCGAAGUACCGGAAGGUCGAUCAACACAUCGUGUUCCUGAACGAUAAGCUUAACCUGUACUACGCCAAGUGUGUGUUCAAGAUUAAACUCUUGGCGAAGGUGAUGAUGCAACCGGAUGCUGACAUUGCUGGUCCGAUCAAUGUGGAUCGCAUCAAGGGCUUCUCGAUCGAUAUGUUCCUUCUGGUACAAAACCAACGGAAGGCAUUAUCGGACAUGGUUGACAACGUGUUCCAAUUGCGUGAAAUGAUUUCAAACCUUUACCAGCUGAGCACGUGCCUUGAAGAAGAACAGUCGAAUGAUGAUAAUGGUUUACGAUUCCGUGAAUAUCGUCAGCGCUUGGAAGUUUUGGGACGAUGCGCUCUGGAUGCUCGUUUGGUGCUGGAACAAUUCCAAAUGCUGCUUGCUUCGGCGCCAAGUCAAACGGAUGAAGAAUUGCAAUUGCUCGAGACGGGGCCGCUUAAUGUAGUGGAAGGAUGUUUCUACCGAGAAUCAGUAGAAUUUCAAAGGAUCUCUAAGCUGGCGCAGGAUGCUCUUAAGCAAACGGUUGAAUUGAAUGAAGAGCUUGGAAAACUUGCAAACGAUGCUUACUGUAUGCAUGAUCGGAUUGUAAAUCUUGAGAGCAAAUUGGCGAAUGUAAGAGGAAAGCUCGAAUCCUUGACGGAUGCAUUCAAAUUUUCCAACGCGGGUGACAAUCCGGACAGCUAUUUUGUUUACGGUCAAUCUGUACUAGAGUUGUUGCAACGGUUUGAGCAAUACAAGAAGGAUAUUAUUUGUGAAGCAACAUCGGGUGAAGCCAGCACAACUAUGGAUUGUUCGUUCGACGAGGAUAGUGUGAAUAAUGAGAUCGAAAACAUCAUUCACUCUCUGCUGAUAGCUAUGCAAACGAUCUACAAGAAAUAUUCUGAAAUAGUCUCAGAACCAGAGAACAAAUAUGAUGAACGCACAGCUAAUGGAACGAAGGCUGAUGGUAGCGAAGAUGAAGAUGGCGAGGAUGAAUCGGGCUACAACCUACAAGAACAACACUUGAAACAAAAGAUCAACGCAGAUCUUCAGUGUGAUUUGAAAACGCUAAACAUUGCAAGAGUGGUAGGCAAAUUAAGUACUUUGUUGGUACAGUUGGAGGAUGAAACUACGUCCAGCGAUAGCGUCCGAUUGCGUACUCUGAUCGUAAAGCUGACGCGACUGGUACCGAUUCUCGAGCAGUACAAUCUGCUCGUCGAAUAUUACCUUAUACAGCAGUUGGGCGCACAUAAAAUCUGCACAAAAAUGCUGUCCGUUAUGCUGACCGUCUUUAUCGAGCUUGCCACGAAGGGUUUCUGUGUGCCGAAAGAUUUGCUAGGAGACGAAGCGAAGGAACAAAACGGCGACCAAGAAAACGAUGGUGACCAGGGUGAAAAGUUUGGCUUUGAAGAUGGAGAAGGUGAAAAGGACGCCUCGCACAAGAUCGAAUCAGAAGAUCAGCUGGAUGAUGCUCGAAAACCGGGAACGGAGAAGGAAAAGCCGGACGAAGAGAAAGAUAAUAAGGAGGAAAAGGGAAUCGAUAUGAGUGAAGACUUCGAUUCCAAGCUGCAAGACAUGGAGCGUCCGGAGGGCUCCGAUUCGGAGGAGGAAAAAGAUGAAGAUGAGGAGAUUGAUAAGCAGAUGGGUGAAACGGAGGAAGGCGCUGAGAAGCUGGACGAUCAGAUUUGGGGAGAUGACGAGGAAAAGCCGGAAGAGGAGGAUAAUGAUAACAGUAUGGAGGAGGAAGAUGGAGCUGGAGCAAACGAGAAGGACGAGCGACAUAAUGAUUUGGGAUCGGAGAAAGAUAAGCAACAGCAGGGGGAUGACACGCAGCAGGAGGAUGGCACGGAUGCGAUCGAUCAGGCUCCGGUGACCGAUGAUAAGAAAAAGCAGAAACCGAAAGACAUUAACGAUAUGAACGAAAAUGAAGGCCAGGAAGAGGAAGAGCAGGAAAAUCCUUAUCACAACGAGCUGGAAGAACCGCCCGAGCCGGAAGAUCUUGAUCUGGAUGAAGACGUGAAUUUGGAUGGUAAUGAAAGGCAGAAAGAUGGCAAUGAUGAAGAGCAGGAUAAUCCGUUCGACAUUGACGCAAUGAAAGAGCAGGCGGACGGCGAGCAUGAGGGCAAUGAGGAAGAGGAGGAUGAUAAAGGUGAAGAUGAUAAAGCGGAUACUAAUCCUGCGAAUGAAAAUGGUGUCGAUUCUUCGGACGAGGAAGAAGAACCGGAUGCUGCCGACAAGCUUGCCGAUGAGCCUCCCGUGCCGGAGGAAGAUCCGAACAAGGAAAACACCGAUCAGCAAGUUCCGGGUGAAGAGGAAAAGAAGGAUCCCGAACAACCCGAAGGUGAAGAGGAUGAGCAGAAAGAUGAGCAGCAGAAAAAGCGGCCGGAAAAUGAAGAGCAUCAUGAAUCGCAUGACAAGCGUACGGAUGAGGAUCGUGUGGAAGCGAUGCCAGAUGCUGAGAACAAAGGUACGAGCGAUCAGGUGGCCAACGAUAAGCCGGAAGCGAAACAGGAGCACGAGCUCGAUGAGCAGGAUACUGGUGAAGAUAAGGAAGGCAUUGGCCAGGCUGAGAACGAGCAAUCCGAUAAGGGUCAUCGAGGUAUUGCAGAAUCGAAGGAAACGCGUACCCGCAACGAUGAGCAAAAAGAGCGCCAGGAACAAAAGCAGCAACGACGCAAACAGGGUCACACGGAUGAUGAUCGUUCGUUAGGUGAUCAAGAUCAGGCGGAGAAGAAGCGAUUGAAAACUGUCGAUCAGCUGAAUCGAGACGAGCGUCCGGAAAAGGACGAGGACUUGGAGAAGGAGGAAGAUGAAAAGGAAGAGAACGCGAAAGACGAUGAAUUCCAACACGUAAAGGAUGCAAAGAGUAGUGACAAAACUACGAUGGAUAACGCUACGGAAGAGCAAUCGAAACAGGUUCAACAUCAAGAAAAGCAGGACGAAAGCAAGGAGGGUAAGGAAGAUGAAGAAGAAGAGGGUGCCGAUCAGCUGUUGGAAGAGGAUGAACCAGUGCAAGACGAGGAUCUGGAAGAAACGGAACUUUUGGAGAGUGAGAAAAAUGAAAACAAAAAAGAUAAACCGGCGAAAAAGGAUCAAACCUCGAUGAAGGAAAGGAUGGAAACGGAGACAAACGUAGAGGUGGAGGGUGAAAUAGUUCCCACAUCGAUGGUGGCACGCGGGGACGACACAGUUGCGCACACGAUAUUCGAGAUCCUGCACGAUAUAACGCUCCCCGAUGAACCAACCACGUCCGAGCAGCUCGAUAUGCGUAAGAUGGUCGAAUCGGAAAUGCAAUCGUCCAUUCUGCAGGAUGGUUCCAGCGAUCAUGAAGCGUUCGAGCGGUGGCAGCAGAUAUCACACAAAAUGCUACCCAGUGCGCGUGAUCUUUGCGAGCAGCUCCGGUUGAUCCUGGAGCCUACCAAAUGCACUCGACUGAAGGGAGACUAUCGUACGGGUCGGCGGAUAAAUAUGAAGAAAAUCAUCCCCUACAUAGCGUCCCAGUUUCGCAAGGAUAAGAUCUGGUUGCGUCGAACGAAACCCGCUCAGCGAGAUUACAAAAUUACGAUUGCGAUUGAUGAUUCGAAAUCGAUGGAUCAUAACAAUUCCAAGGAUCUGACACUGCAAGCGAUAUCGUUGGUAUCGCAGGCAUUAUCUCUGCUAGAGAGCGGACGCUUGAACGUGAUGUCAUUCGGUGAGAAACCGAGGAUACUGUUGAAACAUUCGGACCAGUUUGACGGUCCGAAGCUAAUUAGUGCACUGAACUUUGCACAGAAUCAAAGUCGCAUCGCCGAACUGCUUAAGUUUGUGCGAACAUUCAGCACGGAAGAUGGAGCAGCGGCGGAUAAUGGAGUGUUCGAACAUUUGCUGUUGGUAUUGAGCGAUGGGCGUAAUAUCUACAGCGAAGGAGAGAAGGAGGUGAAGAAUGCGGUAAAGCUGGCCAGGCUGCAACGGAUCUUCAUUGUGUAUAUUAUCAUCGAUAAUCCAGACAACAAGCAUUCUGUUAUGGAUGUAAGAGUGCCUCUCUUUAUGUCGGACAGUACGCAGAUCGUCAUGCAGUCGUAUCUCGACGUUUUCCCAUUCCCGUAUUACGUGAUCGUAAGAGAUCUGGGGCAACUUCCGAUGGUAUUGAGCGAUGCGAUGAGACAAUGGUUCGAGUUAGUAAAUAGCGAGCAGUAA